Messenger RNA from Carya illinoinensis, 10773 nucleotides. RefSeq names its product BEACH domain-containing protein B. Gene Ontology annotation, molecular function: protein binding. Lineage: Eukaryota; Viridiplantae; Streptophyta; Magnoliopsida; Fagales; Juglandaceae. The record is from RefSeq and is a predicted model, not a curated record. The transcript is spliced from 41 exons. Bases 409 to 10188 code for a protein of 3259 amino acids.
AUCGUUUGUUUGGUAAAACAAUUUCCGUCAGUCUGUCCGUCCACACAGAGGGAGAGGGAAAAGAAAAAACGACGAUUUCCGUCCAACCUCGACCCAGAUAAACCGCAUCACCGACACUGAAACGAUUAACCCCACGAAGGCAGUCUCGAUUGUAAAUGCUUCCCGGGGGUUUACUUCACCAUUUGAUAUUAUUAAUCUUUUGUUCUCCACUAAUCUCACGCGUUGGUUUUCUUGAUUCUACGCUGACGCCAUUGAAGACGAUCCCCGAAGUUGUUCUAUGUUAGAUCUCACUUGAAAACCCUAGAAUUCACGCAUAGAGGUUGUGCCGAUCUGAUCAGAAACAUUGGGCGUGGCUAAAGUGAUGGAUUAUGACGUGUUGAUCUUCCUUUAAAAUCUUGGCCGGGAAGCAUGAAUAUUGUGAAAGGUGUUGCCGACCUUAUUCGAAGGACUUCUGGUGGUCAAACUGGAGAGUCUACUUCAGGGUCGCAACCCCAGAGGUUCUCUCCUCCUGGUCCAAAAAUUUGCUUCAGUGAAGUUGGGAAUGAGGCAGUUCUUAAUACACUCUGGGAGAGAUAUGAGAAAGCCAUUGAUAAGGUGGAAAAGAGAAGAAUGUUUCAUGUUUUCCUCAAGCAAUUUCUGGUUGUAUACAAGAAUUGGGAACCGGUUGAUUAUGGCCAGUUGUCAGAGGUUGCUUCAACUCUCAUCGAACCUGAAGAGUUUAUGCCCUAUUCAGAUGACGUUGUUUUUGGCUGCUCUGCUGGCCAUCCUGCUGAAGUAAUUUCAAUAUUGACUGAAGAGAUCACAGUAUUAACUUCUCUAAUUACUGAGUUGAACACCAGCAUGAUGCGAUCAACAAUAGGCUUAUCUGGGGCUUCCACAAGCUUGAAUAUUUCUUCUGAAGGAUUGCCUGUCUUGGAUGCUCUGACAAUCGUUACCCGUUCACUGCAUAAUUGCAGAGUUUUUGGAUACUAUGGUGGCAUUCAAAAGCUUACAGCCUUGAUGAAAGGUGCUGUUGUCCAACUUAGAACAAUAACCAGUGCAGUUUCUGCUGAUGAAAGUUUAUCUAACUUUGCUGUAGAGAAGACUGGACUCCUUCAACAAAUUCUUGGAUAUGUGGUGUCAAUAGUAUGCGGUUUCAUUGAUUUAGAUUCAAAUGUAUAUGAGAAGGUUCAGCUGUAUAGAAACAGUGUACAGUUCGUUCCAAGUGGUGGUACAUCCGCACUCAACUCUUCUGGUAAUUCGAAGGUCCCCUAUGAAACAAGGCUACAUUGGCAUCAGAGGGCUGUUGUUUCUGUGAUGGAAGCUGGUGGCCUUAAUUGGUUAGUAGAGCUGUUGCGUGUCAUCAGAAGGUUGAGCAUGAAAGAACAGCAGACAGAUAUGUCUCUUCACUAUUUGACUCUGAGAGUUCUUUGUUCAGCACUAUCUGAGAAUCCACGGGGUCAAAAUCAUUUCAAAAGCAUAGGAGGACUUGAAGUUCUACUAGAUGGUCUUGGAGUUCCAUCAAUUAAAGCGCUAACAUCUAAAAACUCUUUUUAUGCUGAUGAAAAAAGAGACGGAAACCCCUUGCUAGAAAUUUUCCAGCUACACGUUCUUUCUCUGGAAGUUCUAAGAGAGGCAGUCUUUGGGAAUUUGAACAAUAUGCAGUUUCUGUGUGAAAAUGGAAGAGUGCAAAAAUUUGCGAAUAGCUUCUGUUCACCUGCUUUCAUGCUUCAAGAGUACACACAACAGAGCAAAGAUUUGUCUGGGCAGCAUAGGAAUCAAAUAUCUCUUAUUGAUCUUACCAAUGAAAAUCCUAUGAAAACCAGUACAUCAGAGCAUUUUGUUCCCCUUCUUACCAGUGCUUAUUCUCAGCUUUGGAAUGAGUAUAUCGGUAAGCUGGUUGGAAUACUUUGUUCUUUCCUUUUUGCUCCAGAAGAUUCAAGAUCUCGUAAUGUCGAAGUGUCUUCUGGUCAAGUUGCCACACCAGUUUCUCCAGUGUAUGGUGAACUUUCAAUUAAAUGGGUUAUGAGGGUUCUUCUCACAGUGUUCCCUUGUGUCAAGGCUUGUUCAGAUCAGAAUGAGUUGCCAAACCAUUUAAGGGUCUUUCUCAAUACACUGCAGCGCUAUGUACUAAAUACAUUUAGGAAGGUUCUUGUUUCAUCACCUGUAUUGCUGGAAGUAUUUCGGGAAGAGGGAAUAUGGAAUCUUGUCUUCUCGGAGAAUUUUUUCUAUUUUGGACCAUCUUCAGAGGAGUUUUCUGGAGAGUAUUACACUAACCAUGAUGGGUCUCCUAGGAAACCAGAAAUAUUUGCUACUACCAGUAGCACUGAUGGUCAAGUGAAAUCUAGUGGGGUUGAAACUCUACAAAUGGAAGUAAUUUCAUUCCUGGAAUUUGCUGCAACUUCUAAUGGCAGUGCACAUAAUUUGCCUGAAUCGUCUGCUUUGUUAGAUGCCCUCGAACAAUCUGCAUAUAAUCCUGAGAUCGCAAGUGUUCUUGCUAAGAGUCUACGUUGCAUAUUACAGCUUUCAGCUGAGAAAACUGUUGCUUCCUUUAAGACACUUAAUGCAGUUCCUCGGGUGCUUAAAGUUGCUUGCAUUCAAGCUGAAGAAGCUAGACGGUCUGGAAAUAGUAAUUAUGUAGAAGCAGUUCAAACUAUAUAUCAUCAGAGAUCCAAUUCACAUGAGAUAUCCCUAAGUUUGAUUAAGUGCCUGAAAACAUCGAUGGAGCUCUUCACAGAAUUUCUUUCAAUAGCAGAUGAUGCAAGAAUUUUUGUUUUGCACAGUUCUGCAUGUAUUGAUUGUUUGUUUGAUUUAUUCUGGGAAGAAGGUUUGAGAAGCCUUGUGCUUGAACAUAUACUUGGGCUCAUGAAGAUUGUUCCUAUCAAUGAAGAAGAUCAAAAAGCAAAGUUGCAGUUAUGUUCCAAAUAUCUAGAAACAUUUACUCAAAUAAAGGAACAUGAAAAGAAAUUUGCAGAAAUUUCUAUUGAUCUAUUAGUUGGAAUUAGAGAUCUGCUCCUGACUGAUCCAGUGUACUAUCAGGCCUUAUUCCGUGAUGGAGAGUGCUUUUUGCAUGUAGUCUCUUUACUGAAUGGUAACCUUGAUGAGGCAGAUGGAGAAGAGUUGGUUUUGAAUGUCCUUCAAACGCUGACUUGUCUGCUUGCAAGUAACGAUGCCUCAAAGGAUGCAUUUAGAGCUCUUGCUGGAAAGGGUUACCAGACAUUACAAAGUUUGCUGUUAGACUUCUGCCAAUGGCAUCCAAGUGAAGGGCUUUUGAAUGCGCUUCUUGAUAUGCUUGUUGAUGGAAAGUUUGAGAUGAAAUCAAGCCCGAUAAUCAAGAAUGAAGAUGUCAUCAUACUUUUUCUAUGUGUGCUACAGAAGAGCAGUGAGUUGUUGCAGCAUCAUGGACUGGAUGUGUUCCAACAGCUGCUCAGGGAUUCCCUUUCUAAUCGAGCGGCAUGUGUCAGAGCUGGAAUGCUAAACUUUCUUCUUGAUUGGUUUUCUCAAGAAGAUAAUGAUAGUAUUAUCUUGAAAAUUGCCCACUUAGUCCGGGUCAUUGGUGGACAUAGCAUAUCUGGGCGGGAUAUUCGUAAAAUCUUUGCCCUGCUGCGAAGAGAGAAAGUUGGGAGUCAGCAACAGAACAGCUCGCUACUGUUGACCACCGUUUUGUCAAUGUUAAAUGAAAAGGGACCAACUGCCUUUUUUGAUCUCAAUGGGAAUAAUUCUGGGAUCAUAAUUGAAACGCCUGUGCAGUGGCCACUCAAUAAGGGUUUUUCUUUUUCAUGUUGGCUUAGGGUAGAGAACUUCCCAAGGAGUGGAACAAUGGGUCUUUUCAGUUUUCUCACAGAAAAUGGGAGGGGAUGCAUGGCUGUGGUUGCAAAGGACAAGCUUAUUUAUGAGUCAAUAAAUCUGAAGCGACAGUGUGUCCAGCUGCGUGCUAAUCUUGUAAAAAAGAAAUGGCAUUUUCUUUGUAUAACUCAUAGCAUUGGAAGAGCCUUUUCGGGGGGUAGCUUAUUGAGGUGUUAUGUCGACGGUGAUCUCGUUUCAUUCGAAAGAUGCAGAUAUGCAAAAGUUAACGAAUCUUUAACAAGUUGCACAAUUGGUGCAAAAAUUAGCAUGCCUAUAUUUGAUGAAGAUCCCACCUUGCAAUCAAUCAAGGAUUCAGUUCCUUUUCUUGGCCAGAUUGGUCCUGUUUAUUUGUUUAAUGAUGCCAUUUCUUCUGAGCAAGUCCAUGGUAUAUACUCCCUUGGACCAAGCUAUAUGUAUUCUUUCCUUGAGAAUGAAGCAGCACCUUUUUAUGAUCACCCAUUGCCUAGUGGUAUUCUUGAUGCUAAAGACGGCCUUGCAUCCAAAAUUAUCUUUGGACUUAAUGCUCAGGCAAGUGAUGGCAGGACAUUGUUUAAUGUUUCUCCUUUGUUGGAUCAUGCAAUCGACAAGAACUCAUUUAAAUCAUCUGUGAUGAUUGGUACACAAUUAUGUUCUAGGCGUUUACUGCAGCAGAUAAUUUACUGUGUUGGGGGUGUAUCUGUUUUCUUUCCUCUAAUAACACAAUCUGUUAGAUAUGAGAAUGAAGAAAGUGUACAACUUGAAUAUACGGUCAUUACACCUGUCACAAGAGAGCGUCUAACCGCUGAAGUUAUUGAGCUAGUUGCUUCCGUACUGGAUGAGAAUUUGGCAAAUCAACAACAAAUGCAUCUUCUUUCCGGAUUUUCAAUACUUGGAUUUUUGUUGCAAUCAGUUCCUCCAGGGCAACUUAAUUUGGAAACUCUUUCAGCUUUGAAACAUCUGUUAAAUGUUGUUGCAAACAGUGGCUUGGCUGAGCUGCUCGUCAAAGAUGCCAUAUCUAGCAUAUUUCUUAAUCCUCUCAUCUGGCUCUACACAGCAUACAAGGUUCAGCGUGAAUUGUACAUGUUUCUCAUCCAACAAUUUGAUAAUGAUCCGAGGUUGCUUAAAAGUCUAUGUGGUCUCCCACGUGUUCUUGAUAUAAUAAGCCAAUUUUACUGGGAUAAUGCAUCUCGAUUUGCUAUUGGCAGUAAGCCUCUUCUGCAUCCCACCACCAAGCAAGUUAUUGGAGAGAGGCCUAGCCAAGAAGAAAUACGUAAAAUUCGCCUUCUCUUAUUAAGUCUUGGUGAAAUGAGCCUCAGGCAAAAUAUUGUGGCAGCAGAUAUAAAAGCUCUCAUAGCUUUUUUUGAGACAAGUCAAGAUAUGACAUGCAUUGAAGAUGUUUUACAUGUGGUUAUUCGUGCUGUUUCUCAGAAACCACUGCUUGCUUCUUUCCUUGAACAAGUCAACACAAUUGGUGGCUGUCACAUUUUUGUUAAUCUUCUUCAGAGGGAAUUUGAGCCUAUCAGAUUACUUAGUUUGCAGUUCCUAGGAAGACUUUUGGUUGGUCUUCCAUCUGAGAAAAAGGGAGCAAGGUUCUUCAAUCUAGCUGUGGGAAGAUCCAGAUUGCUCUCAGAAAACCAUAGGAAGAUCAGUUUAAGGAUGCAACCAAUUUUCUCUGCCAUAUCUGAUAGGUUGUUCAGGUUUCCACAGACAGAGAAUUUGUGUGCUACCUUGUUUGACGUUCUUCUUGGAGGUGCUAGUCCCAAACAGGUGUUACAGAAGCAAAACCAGAUUGACAGGCAGAGAAGCAAGGGACAUGACUCUCAUUUUUUCCUUCCUCAAAUGUUGGUGCUCAUCUUCAGAUUCCUGUCAUGCUGUGAUGAUGAAUCUGGAAGACUGAAAAUAAUCACAGAUCUUCUUGAUCUUCUUGAUUCAAAUCCUUCAAAUAUUGAAGCUUUUAUGGAAUAUGGGUGGAAUGCUUGGUUAAUGGCUUCUGUACAGCUUGAUGUGCUAAAAAACUACAAAGAUGAGGCACGAAAUGAGUAUUACAAUGAGAUAAAUGAGCAACAUCUAUUGAGGAACUUGUUUUGUGUUGUUCUUAGUUACUACAUGCAUUCUGUAAAAGGUGGCUGGCAACAGUUAGAAGAGACAGUGAUUUUCCUACUUGCACACUUUGAGCAGGGAGGUGUCUCUUAUAAAUACUUGCUUCGUGAUAUAUAUGGUGAUCUAAUACGGAGGCUGAUGGACUUAUCUUCUGUGGAGAAUGUCUUUGUUUCUCAACCAUGUAGAGAUAAUACAUUAUACCUACUAAGACUGGUUGACGAGAUGCUUAUAUCUGAAGUAGACCAUAAACUUCCGUUUCCAGCUAGUAGUGCUGAUUUUUCUCUCGACUCCUUUGAAUUAGACCAUCACCAAGAUUAUAGCGCUGCCUUACACAAGGUCUUGCAUGGAGAAUUUGAUGAUCAAAUUUCUAGAAAUCUGUGGGGUGACAAGCAGCCAAUUGCCAAUGAAGAUGUCACAGUUGAUGAGAAGUGGUGGAAUCUAUAUGAUGAUUUGUGGACUAUUAUUUGUGAGAUGAAUGGUAAGGGACCAAGCAAAGUUUUACCCAAAUCGUCUUCAGCUGUGGGUCCUUCUCUUGGGCAACGAGCACGUGGGUUAGUGGAAUCACUGAACAUUCCAGCUGCAGAAGUGGCUGCUGUUGUUGUAUCAGGAGGGAUAGGCAGUGCUUUGGGUGGAAAACCAAACAAAAGCAUUGAUAAGGCUAUGCUUUUACGAGGGGAGAGGUUCCCACGCAUUAUUCUUAGACUCGUAAUCCUAUAUCUUUACAAAUCUUCUUUAGAAAGAGCAUCACGAUGUGUCCAACAGGUCAUUUUACUUUUGCCGAGCUUUUUGGCUGCUGAUGAUGAGCAAAGCAAAAGCAGAUUGCAGCUUUUCAUCUGGGCUUUGCUUGCUGUUAGGUCGCAGUUUGGAAUGUUAAAUGAUGGUGCUCGUUUUCAUGUUAUAUCACACUUGAUUCGAGAAACUGUCAACUGUGGCAAAUCAUUGCUUGCUACAAGCAUUGUUGGAAGAGAUGACUCCUUGGAUUCAGGCAGCAAUUCAAAAGAAACGGGAUCAAUUCACAAUUUAAUCCAAAAGGAUCGAGUACUUGCAGCAGUUGCUGAUGAGGCAAGAUAUAUGAAUACAUUAAAAGCUGACCGCAGCAGGCAAUUGCAUGAACUCCGCACUAGGAUAGAUGAAACUUCUCUUGCAGAAUCUAAUAACAAGAAAGCUUUCGAAGAUGAGAUACAAAGUAGCUUGACUUCCAUUCUUGCUUCAGAUGACAGCAGAAGAGCUGCAUUCCAGCUUGUUUAUGAGGAGGAGCAGCAAAAUGUUGCUGAAAAAUGGAUACACAUGUUCCGUUCUUUGAUUGAUGAGAGAGGUCCAUGGUCUGCUAAUCCUUUUCCCAAUAAUUCCAUAACACAUUGGAAACUUGACAAGACGGAAGAUGCAUGGCGGCGCAGACCAAAGCUAAGACAGAAUUACCAUUUUGAUGAAAAGUUGUGUCAUCCUCCCUCCUCUGCCCCUAGCAAUGAGGCUAAUCUUCCUGUGAAUGAAAACAAAUCUGGUUUUGUGGGGUUAAUUCCUGAGCAAAUGAAGCAUUUUCUGCUAAAAGGAGUGAGAAGAAUAACUGAUGAAGGGUGUUCAGAAUCCAAUGAUAAUGAUACUGAAAUAAGUGGGCAUAAGGCCUCCAUCCCCAAGGAUCCUCCUGACACUCAAUGCACAGAACUAAAAGACAGUAUUGACAAGAAGGAUGUCCUGCAAGACAGAAAAGAGUCUUCUUCCUCCUCGCUGGAGACAGAAACUAGUGAGGUUCUUCUGUCAAUUCCAUGUGUACUUGUAACCCCCAAGAGAAAAUUAGCUGGGCGUUUGGCAGUCAUGAAAAGUUUCUUGCAUUUCUUUUGUGAAUUUUUGGUCGAAGGUACUGGUGGGUCGUCAGUGUUUAAGAACUUCCAUGCUUCAAGCAAUUCUGAUUUGACCAAGUCUAAUCAAAAGCAGAACUUCCAGCCUCAUUUUGAUUUGGGGAGGGGUAUCACAAGUGAUAUUGAUCCAAUAAAUGAAAUGCAUAAAAAACAAUUAAAAAAUGUGAAGCGCCACAGGAGGUGGAACUUAAGCAAGAUAAAAGCAGUCUAUUGGACUCGGUAUUUGCUUAGAUACAGCGCAAUCGAGAUUUUCUUCAGUGAUUCGGUCGCCCCCAUAUUUUUGAAUUUUGCGUCAUUGAAGGAUGCAAAAGAAGUUGGAACCUUGAUAGUUACUACCAGAAAUGAAUAUUUGUUUCCAAAAGGAAGUAGUAGGGAUAAGAGUGGAGCUAUUUCAUUUGUUGAUAGGCGUGUAGCCCUGGAAAUGGCAGAAACUGCAAGAGAAAGAUGGAGAAGAAGGGAUAUAACAAACUUUGAGUAUUUAAUGAUUCUCAAUACACUUGCAGGAAGAUCUUAUAAUGAUUUGACACAGUAUCCUGUCUUUCCUUGGGUCUUGGCAGAUUACUCCUCCGAGAUUCUUGACUUUAACAAGUCAUCAACCUUUAGGGAUCUCUCAAAACCCGUUGGAGCACUGGAUUUGAAAAGAUUUGAGGUGUUUGAAGAUAGAUAUCGGAACUUCAGCGAUCCUGAUAUACCCAGUUUCUACUAUGGGUCUCAUUACUCGAGCAUGGGGAUUGUACUCUAUUACCUUCUUCGAUUAGAACCAUUUACAUCUCUACACCGUAAUUUGCAGGGUGGCAAACUCGACCAUGCAGAUCGCCUCUUUCAAAGCAUUGAGGGCACAUAUCGGAAUUGCCUUUCUAAUACAAGUGAUGUGAAGGAGUUGAUUCCUGAGUUCUUUUACAUGCCAGAGUUUCUUAUCAAUUCAAACUCCUAUCAUCUAGGAGUGAAACAAGACGGUGAACCCAUAUGUGAUGUUUGUCUCCCUCCCUGGGCCAAGGGCUUGCCUGAAGAAUUUAUUAAUAGAAAUCGAGAGGCCCUUGAAAGUGAAUAUGUUAGUUCAAAUCUACACCACUGGAUAGAUUUGGUGUUUGGUUAUAAGCAGCGGGGAAAACCGGCAGUGGAGGCAGCAAAUAUCUUUUACUAUCUGACUUACGAAGGUGCUGUUGAUCUGGACAUCAUGGAAGAUGAUUUUCAAAGAGCAGCAAUUGAAGACCAAAUUGCAAAUUUUGGCCAGACUCCAAUCCAGAUUUUCCGUAAAAAGCAUCCUAGAAGAGGACCUCCAAUUCCAAUUGCUCAUCCUUUGUACUUUGCACCUGAUUCUAUCAGUUUGACUUCCGUUGUUUGUGGUACAAGUUAUCCACCAUCUUCUGUACUUCAUGUCAGGGUAUUGGACUCAAACAUUGUCCUUGUGAACCAGGGGCUUACCUUGUCAGUUAAGAUGUGGUUGACAACCCAACUGCAAACUGGGGGAAAUUUUACCUUUUCUGCAUCUCAGGACCCUUUCUUUGGAGUUGGUUCUGAUAUUCUUUAUCCUCGCAAAAUUGGGAGCCCUUUGGCUGAGAAUUUUGAACUUGGAGCGCAAUGCUUUGCAACAUUGCAGACUCCAUCAGAGAAUUUUUUGAUCUCAAGUGGUAAUUGGGAAAAUAGCUUUCAGGUUAUAUCCUUAAAUGACGGCAGAAUGGUGCAGAGCAUCCGUCAGCACAAGGAUGUGGUCAGCUGUGUUGCAGUGACAUCUGAUGGGAGCAUCCUUGCAACUGGAAGUUAUGACACUACAGUCAUGGUGUGGGAAGUUUUCCGUGGUAGAACCCCAGAAAAGAGAAUGCGUAACUCACAUACAGAGCUACCUCGUAAAGACUAUGUUAUUGUUGAAACUCCCUUCCAUAUUCUUUGUGGGCACGAUGAUAUAAUUACAUGCUUAUAUGUUAGUGUGGAGCUUGAUAUAGUUAUCAGUGGGUCAAAAGAUGGAACUUGUGUUUUCCAUACCCUUGGGGAGGGAAGAUAUGUAAGAUCCCUACGCCAUCCUUCUGGCAGUGCCUUGUCAAAGCUUGUUGCCUCUCAGCAUGGGCGAAUUGUGUUUUAUGCUGAUGAUGAUCUCAGUUUGCACCUUUAUUCUAUUAAUGGAAAACAUCUGGCCGCAUCUGAUUCCAAUGGACGCCUCAAUUGUGUAGAACUGAGUGGUUGCGGUGAGUUCUUGGUUUGUGCAGGUGACCAAGGGCAGAUAGUUGUACGCUCUAUGAACUCACUUGAGAUUAUCAAACGGUAUAAUGGAGUUGGAAAGAUAAUAACAUCUUUAACAGUUACCCCAGAAGAAUGCUUCUUAGCUGGGACAAAAGAUGGAAACCUUCUUGUGUAUUCUAUUGAAAACCCUCAACUUCGCAAGGCUAGCCAUCCUCGAAAUGUAAAAUCUAAAGCUUCUGUAAUGGGAUAGAUCAACAGCUGAAGACAGAGAAGUUGGGGAGUCUUAAUAGCUGGGGCUGAUCUGUGAUGCUAUUGCAGGGCAUCUGCUAAAUAUUGCAAAAUGUCAAGCCGUAUCCAUUAAAUGUUGAGAGUUCAGACCCUUAAAACUUUAUCCAAUUGGAAAGAUCUUUCUUAACUGUUGGGUGUGAAGACAGUGAAAGGAUGUACACAAUUCCAUCAACAUUGCUUGGAGCAGUUUGGAAGUUGACUUAUUUCUUUAAACUGUGACGUCUGCAGAACUUUCCGAUUUCUCAGAAGAACUGUUUCCAUGAUGCCAUGAAAUGUAGGAUCACAAACUCAUUCAUUGUUUCAUCUCCAUCUCCAAAACAGUCAGUCAGGGCAGUCAGGAAUUAGGUGUUAAACACAUUUUGUGAACAUUAAAUGUAUAGUUCAGAAUACAAAUAUUGUGUAUUAGGAAUAGCAGCAUUUCAGCUUUUUUUUCUUUUCAAAUAGCAAUUGUAACCCUCGAAAACAUUGUAUAGAUGCUUCCAAUGACUUGUCCAAAAGAAGAGAAAAAGAUAUACAAGUAGGGUUUGAUGCCUUCUUGAAAAGCAAA